This is a messenger RNA of Pimephales promelas (fathead minnow), 1871 nucleotides long. The record is from RefSeq and is a predicted model, not a curated record. NCBI's taxonomy places the organism in Eukaryota, Metazoa, Chordata, Actinopteri, Cypriniformes, Leuciscidae.
GUAAGGAGAUGUCAAAAAAAUCAUCGUCCAAAAUAGAUGAAGAGGGCAUACAAGUGGCAGUCUGCAGGUCUUAUUGUGUAAACAGAUCAUUAAAAAUAUUGUCCUCUUGUGCAUCAGACACGGGAUAUUGCUUCGUGGACUGAACCACUACCGUGGCGAGGUCUUUGCCUACCCAAUGUUUUUACAGAAGGAAUUGUCAGAGAGGGCCAAUGUCACUUUCUUCUGCAUGGAUGUUGUCUGCAGGUACUGGCCAUACCUAAGCAAAGUGACUGAAGAAUCAUCCGAUCUUCAACCACUGAUGGAAAUGAGGCCAUUUCUCAGUGUGAUGCAUGCCAAAGCUCAUACAGCAAAAUGCGAGGUGAGAUGGGGCGGUAGGAAUCAGGAUGGAGCAGGGAACACUGUUGGAGAGGAAGUUGAGCAAGUAAACAGCUUUCUCUCCAGGGCUGCUCUUGUCACAAAGUACAUGACAAAGGCAGGGAGAGAGAAUAUGCUCACGCAACAGGCCAAGGGGUGGAACAGAAAAAAGACAGAGAACCUUCAUAAAGUCUUAGCCUGCAGAUACAUCAAAAUUUCCGAGAAGGUAAAGCUGGAAGUUGCCAGCUUCAGUGAUUUCCGCCAGAAGAAUGACAUCACUGAACAAACAGCACAGCAGUGGGUGUGUGAUGUUCAGCAGUGGGCAGUCACAGAGCCAGGGAGCACAGCAGAACAGGGAGCAACAGAGGAUCUCAGGGUUGAGAUAGAGAGCAUCAUAGUGGCUCUGCUACGCAAGAAGCAGGACCUCUAUCGUCAGCAUGAUAGCAACCAGACAAGACAGAGAAAAAGAAGAAAAAUAAGAGAAUUAAAAAAAAAAAUGAAACAAAAGAUUCAGCUGUACAAUGCUAUUGCAGAAGAUACAAUUGAUGAGGAGUUGGCCUCAAAUUCGACAGAGGACUACAUCCUGCCUUGGGAGAGACGUGAGGAUGGUCACUCCUUCAGGUUAAAACGGUCUGUUUUUGACCAAAUUAUGCUAAUUAGACGCCUUGAGGAGGAGCAGAGCAUCCUGGUUAAGGAGAUGUCUCAGCACAUCACAUCUCUCCGUAAGGAGAUAAAGGGAGUGGAGAAGCUGAAAGAGAACAUCAGAAUGGGCUAUUUUGGUGACUUGUCAGAGGAUGCUGCAGCUGGUUUCAAAAGUGUCCUCAUGCGGAGGUCUUAUGCACUGGAGAGUUUAUGCCAACAAGCUGUGAGCACGUAUAGUGCUAUAGUUGAUGACCUCCAGAUACAGGACACAGAAUGCAGAUCGGACACUGAUGACGAAUAUAACCUUAGCAGUCCAGAGUCAGAAGAAGAUUAGAAAGGAGACCACUCUGUUUUGUUUUGUUUUGUUUUUAAAAUCUGCUGAUCCUUUCUUUUUCAACUUCAACAAUUUCCAGCUUGUCUUCAACAACCUCCAGCAAGCAAUAAUUUAUCGCUGCAGAAUGGCCAGACUCUGGCCACCUUUUAUUACCAGGCUAACCCCCAAGCUAUCAGACAUGUAAAUAUGCACUAACCCUAUGAUAAUUCAGUUAUCAACAUUAGGUGUUGUUAAUUGUGAAAUUAUUUUGCACUGCAACUUCAUAUACUUCAAUCAUGAGUCUGUAAUAUAAUUGCAAUAUCGAUUGAAUGGAUUGGCCCUCUGGGUGGACUGUUUUAUGCAUUCUGGACUGUGACAUUUCAACCUCAACUUUAGCACUUAAAGGACAAUAGGGAGCUCAUUUAUGCUCUAUUGAAUUUUCUUGUGUGUCAGAUGUGUGUUGUGGUACAUGUGAGCACACAAAGAUAGAUUUCUUCAACUGGAAAUGGCUACAAUAAACUUGAAUGAAUUUGAAAAUGUAAAUAAUUUGUGAUUGUAAAAA